ACUACACACAAACUACUAAAACGGUUGAGUUAUAUAUAGUAAUAUACUAACUAUUACUCAAAAGGGUUGUCCGAAGAAACUAGAGAUGUCUUCUCGCCGCCGCGGUAGUAAAGACGCUGUGAAGGUGGUGAUAAUCAACACGGAGUACGUCGAGACUGACGCUAGGAGCUUCAAAUCUGUCGUUCAAAACCUCACCGGAAAAGACUCGAUCAUCUCCUAUGCUUCAAGGGCACCGGUGUUGUCCAGGGGAAUGUCGUUCAAUGAAUUCGAAAGAAUGAUUAAGGAGUUGCCUCCAUUUGAUGAACUAUGAUCUGGGCUUUAAUUACUAGCCAUAUUAUUAUUACUAUUUAAAUUUUCAAUUUGUUUUUGUUAUAUACAUAUUAUUGGAAUUUUUUCUUUUUUUUUCCUUUUCCCUUUGGGUGAGAAACGUCGCUCGCCAGGUUGUUCGUUCGUAAUAUAUAUAU
Molecule: messenger RNA, 464 nt
Organism: Erythranthe guttata (spotted monkey flower)
Lineage: Eukaryota; Viridiplantae; Streptophyta; Magnoliopsida; Lamiales; Phrymaceae
Source: RefSeq, a predicted model, not a curated record